UAUUACCACCAACUUUUUAUCAUGGCCAACGUUUUCUUCGAUAUCUCCAUCGACAACCAGCCAGCUGGUCGCAUCGUGUUCAAGUUGUACGACGAUGUCGUCCCCAGGACCACGAAGAACUUCCGCGAGCUUGCCACGGGGGAGCAUGGAUAUGGAUACAAGGGAUCGGGCUUCCACCGCGUGAUCCCUCAGUUCAUGCUCCAGGGCGGAGAUUUCACCAGGGGCAACGGGACCGGUGGCAAGUCGAUCUAUGGCGAGAAGUUUGCUGACGAGAACUUCAAGAUCAAGCACACCAAGCCUGGUCUCUUGUCCAUGGCUAACGCCGGCAAGAACACCAACGGAUCCCAAUUCUUCAUCACCACUGUCGUCACAUCGUGGCUGGACGGCGCUCACGUCGUUUUCGGCGAGGUUGUUGAGAACUUCGCGCUCGUCAAGCUCAUUGAGGGGCUUGGCUCCGCAUCCGGCUCACUGAAAAAGAAGGUCACCAUCGCCGAUUCUGGUGUCGUUUAAAAGGUCUCAGGUGUACUUAAAGAAGAAGAAGAUUCCUACUGUUAAAUGUGGUGUUCUAUGUACAAGUUAUCAUGGACGUGACUUUGGACAACUUGUCGUCAUUUCAUGUCGACUAAAGGGUAAGUUCAAUCAAUCAGUUAAGGCGAUAUCUGCGUCCAGCGUCGCACGCUUGUCGGCUAGUCAUCUGGUUCGAACUGUAUGAAUCGCCCUUCAAACACGUUGUCCU
This is a messenger RNA of Laccaria bicolor S238N-H82, 736 nucleotides long. RefSeq lists its product as uncharacterized. Gene Ontology annotation, molecular function: peptidyl-prolyl cis-trans isomerase activity. The coding region runs from base 22 to 510 and encodes 162 amino acids. The transcript has 4 exons. Lineage: Eukaryota; Fungi; Basidiomycota; Agaricomycetes; Agaricales; Hydnangiaceae. The record is from RefSeq and is a predicted model, not a curated record. Gene Ontology annotation, biological process: protein peptidyl-prolyl isomerization; protein folding.